CUCUCGCCGCGCAAGCGCGGUGCUGAACUCCGUCCCCUGGAGUGUCACUGCCGUAGGCGUUCUCGGCUCGCUGUCUGUGGCCGGUUGUCGUGUGGCGGAGUGACAGGUAUGGCGGAGGCAAUGGAUCUGGGCAAAGACCCCAAUGGGCCCACUCAUUCCUCCACUCUGUUCGUGAGGGGAGAUGGCAGCGCUAUGUCGUUUUACGUGCGGCCCAGUCCGGUCAAGCGCCGGCUGUCGACGCUCAUCCUGCACGGUGGCGGAACCGUGUGCCGGGUGCAGGAGCCCGGGGCCGUGCUGCUGGCCCAGCCCGGGGAGGCGCUGGCCGAAGCCUCGGGAGACUUCAUCUCCACGCAGUAUAUCCUGGACUGCGUGGAGCGCAACGAGAGGCUGGAGCUGGAGGCAUACCGGCUGGGGCUGACCGAGCAGGCUCCGGACGCCCAGCCCGGGGCUUCCACCGAGGGCUCCACGGAGCUGGAGCCGCAGCCUCUGACCGGGCGCCUCGCCUACACGGACGCGGACGACGUGGCCAUCCUGACCUACGUGAAGGAAAACGCCCGCUCGCCCAACUCGGUCACAGGCAACGCCUUGUGGAAAGCGAUGGAGAAGAGCUCGCUCACGCAGCACUCCUGGCAGUCUCUCAAGGACCGCUACCUCAAGCACCUGCGGGGCCAGGAGCACAAGUACCUGUUGGGAGACGCCCCGGUCAGCCCGUCCUCCCAGAAGCUCAAGCGGAAGGCGGAGCAGGACCCCGAGGCCGCCGAUAGCGGAGAACCACAGAACAAGAGAACACCAGACUUGCCUGAAGAAGAGUGUGUGAAGGGAGAGACCAAGGAGAAUGACGAGUCAGUCAAAAAACUCUUUGAGGAAGCCACUCGGGAGUUUGAAGAAGCUGUGGUGGGUGAGAGUUCUGACUUUGAAAUACAUAUAACCAUGUGUGAUGAUGAUCCUCCCACACCUGAGGAAGAUUCUGAAACACAGCCAGAUGAGGAGGAAGAGGAACCAAAGGUUUCUACACAAGAAGUGGGAACUGCCAUCAAAAUCAUCCGGCAACUAAUGGAAAAGUUUAACUUGGAUCUGUCAACAGUUACACAGGCCUUCCUGAAAAACAGUGGUGAGCUGGAGGCCACUUCCUCCUUCUUAGAGUGUGGUAGGAGGUCUGAUGGCUAUCCAAUUUGGUCCCGGCAAGAUGACUUAGAUUUGCAAAAGGAUGAUGAAGACACUAGAAAUGCAUUGGUCAAAAAAUUUGGAGCUCAGAAUGUUGCUCGGAGGAUUGAAUUCCGAAAGAAAUAAUGAACAAGAUAAUGAAAAAGGUGUGGCAGAUGAUGAUAUAAACAUCUUGUGACCAUGGAAACUGACCAGUGCUGCUGUUCUGUGAGCCCCAGAUUUUGUAGCCAAGCAGUGUUAUGUAGCAGGAUGAAACAAAAGAAACUGGAUCUAGGGUGGUCCAUGGCAAGUAUCUCUGUGUUUAUGAUAGGGAAAUCAAAACCAGAGAGGCUGGUCUGUACAGUAGUGAUUGUACACUGUUGUAUUGUGACAGGAGCCUGGCGACAAAAUCAAAGUUGGAAAUGAAAGGCAUGGGUCUUUCCACUCUUGAUGAGUAAAUGACCUUGUCUUUUGGUAGAAGUUGUUUUAGAUAAAGAAUCCCAAACCAGCUGGUGGCGCACGCCUCUAAUCCCAGCACUCGGGAGGCAGAGGCAGGCGGAUCUCUGUGAGUUCGAGGCCAGCCUGGUCUACAAAGUGAGUUCCAGGACAGUCUCCAAAGCUACCCAGAAACCCUGUCUCGAAAAAACAAAACAAAACAAAAAAAAUCCCAAACCAAGAGUCUCGAAAUAAGAUUUAAUUGCAAAGCUUAUAACAUGGACUGCUCUAAACCAUCCUCUCUAUCCUAGGGGGCUCUGAUUUUUACUGUGUUGAAAAAUCCCAUAUUCAUUUUGCAAACAGUAUUUGGAAACUCUGCUUCUUCCCUGGCUAUUGCUUUUUGUGCUCUAGGUCAAAUCGCUAGUACGUAUUUGCUUACUUACCACUCAGUUUUGUGUACAAUAAAACUCUAGACUAGUGGGCAUGUCCAGUCUUUUGACAUUAUAACAGGUGUCAUAUACAAACUUCAGUCAAGAAUCAAAGAAAAAAAACAUCAAGUUACACACACACACACACACACACACCUCAGAAAAACCUCUGUGCUGUAAGUUUAUGGCUCUUGUUUCUCUUUUGUAGUUAUCCUCAGCCAUAUGCAGGCUGCUGGUUGGAUGCUGUUAAUUGUGAUGUGUUGUUUUUAAAUUUUAUCAAACAUAAGUUUUCUGCUGAAAAUUAUGCUAGACUUAAAAGUUAGUAGGUUGGUCUACUUUUGUGUUGCCUUUAGCAUUCAAAAUAAAAUUUUGUGUUUGA
Molecule: messenger RNA, 2385 nt
Organism: Mesocricetus auratus (golden hamster)
Lineage: Eukaryota; Metazoa; Chordata; Mammalia; Rodentia; Cricetidae
Gene: Terf2ip
Product: TERF2 interacting protein
Exons: 3
Coding region: 109-1290 (393 amino acids)
Biological process (GO): telomere maintenance via telomere lengthening; regulation of DNA-templated transcription
Cellular component (GO): shelterin complex
Molecular function (GO): telomeric repeat DNA binding
Source: RefSeq, a predicted model, not a curated record